ACAUAACAUAAAUCCAAGGUUAGAGAGAAAGGAAAGAGUUUAGCUUAAUUAACAAAAUAACAAGUUAAUAAGUGCACUAGAGAUAACAGCUUGAGGGACUUGUUCCCAAAAGUUUUUUCUCUGUGCACAGAUAAAUGGAGCUCGGUGCAACAAAUGGGCCACUGGAAUGGAAACACAUGGAGCUGGAACUUACGAUGGAGAAGGGAACUGCACACAUGGGAGGAUAACCAAGUGGAACACCUGCAUCAGUUACUCAGCUGUAAACAUCCACAGAGAGCAAAGAAGGACAGCUGGUGCUGGUCUCACGAAAAAAAAGGACAAUACUCUGUAAAAUCAGCAUAUCAAUUACUAUUAUCUUGUGAGACAAACGACUGUACGAGGAUUAUGAAGAAAUGCUGGAACAAAAUGGAGCCAAACAAGGUUUGCUCUUUCGCUUGGCUGCUAUUGCAAAACCGGAUCCCGAGUAAAGAUAACCUACUGAGAAGGGAAGCAAUCAAGGAAGCCAUGGAUGCAAGGCAAGGCUUCAUUCAACAUUUGUGGGCGGCUAGAAACAAGCAGGGAUGGCAGGUAGUAUGGCAUGCAGUUGUCUGGUCAAUCUGGUCAGCAAGAAAUGCAGCUUUUUUUGGGGAAUGCAGAGUGACAGAAGAGAGCAUGCUCAAGAUUAUUCAAAGUCACUCCUACUUUUGGCUAAGUGGAAAAUCUGAAAGUUGGCCUUACUCUUUUCUUGAUUGGGUCCAAAACCCAAGUAGAUGCUUAGUUUCAAAGCGUGGCAAACACCCUUAAAUGCGAUUUCAGUCAUGUUUACUAAAUUCUUUUUAUGUCUGUGGGUUUGAAUACUUUUGUACUUAAUUAUUAAAUAUCCUUUAAUUUU
Molecule: messenger RNA, 871 nt
Organism: Rubroshorea leprosula
Lineage: Eukaryota; Viridiplantae; Streptophyta; Magnoliopsida; Malvales; Dipterocarpaceae
Source: the annotation of a GenBank genome assembly